Perkinsus marinus ATCC 50983 is the source of this 735-nucleotide messenger RNA. RefSeq lists its product as hypothetical. Bases 1 to 735 code for a protein of 244 amino acids. Lineage: Eukaryota; Perkinsozoa; Perkinsida; Perkinsidae. The record is from RefSeq and is a predicted model, not a curated record. The transcript is spliced from 5 exons.
AUGGGCAGUGGAGGACGCUGCUUCUAUUACAACCAGUCCGGCAACGGAGGCUAUCAGACGAACUACGGCAAUGGUGGCUAUCAGAAAGGCUACGGCAAUGGUGGCUAUCAAAAGACGUACGGCAAUGGGGGCUAUCAGAAGAGUUAUGGCAAUGGUGGCUAUCAGAAGAGUUAUGGUAACGCUGGCUACGGUCAGAAGCAAUACGGUAAUGGUGGUUACAGCUAUGGAAACGGUCAGGGAUUCAGAGCGGGUGGCGGCGGGAAUGGCAACACCUUCUAUAAGAAGAGUUGGAGUGGUAACAAGUUCGGUGGCUAUACGAAGCCGGCAUUGCCUAUCAACCAAUUCUAUUACACUGACAAUCAAGCUGGUGGGAAGAAUAUCCGUCUCAAGCUCGAUUUCGGUAACGUCGUGCGUAAUCCUGAGGCUUCCGGCAACAUCCCGAUGAAACUUGUUCUCACCCAGCCAGCUGUGGGGGAGACUCCGGCCAAGGUGAACGAAUUUGCUAUGGGGUGGAAAGGCGCUGGGCAGAUCUUGGCUCUCAACUUUCGUAAUCCAGAGGCGACGUCCAGUGUAGAGACAUUGUGUGCGGCGGAGGGAUCUGCGCAGGAAGCGACACAUGCCAGAAUUGGGCAGAAUAAAGGACAUCUCAUGAGUUCCGCCUGCGCAAGGGGUGGCAAUUCAAGCACUGUUAAAAUUUUCCUUGCCCAAGAUGGUGCCGCGGACGACUCCAAUUGA